UUCCCAGCAAUUAAUCUUCAAUAUGAGCCUUGUUCAUUCUUUUUGCUUACCUUUUUCUUUGUAAAAUAAAGAUUCUUUUUCUUAACAUUAAAGCAGAAGAAAAAGUGCAAUGAGGGAGGUAGCGAGAGGUAAUAGACUUACAAUGUUAAACCCCAGGGAUUGGAGAAAACUAAUAGCAUGACUUGUUUCUAGGAAAUCGGCAAAAAACUCGAAACAGUACCUGAAACCCUUUUGAAACCUGAAGCUCCAAAUCAACCUCAAAGGGUCCCAAGUGCCUCCAAAACCAUGAGACCGCCAUCUGUCUAGAGAGAAAAGAUCUGGGUGUGCAGCUUUCUUGGGAAGAUAAGAAUCCAUUGUUUGAAUUCCACUAUACAGGUCAAUAAAGGAGAGACAAUUAUGAUCAGUUCCAAUUAGAGAAGAAGUUUUUUCUUAAAUUCCGAGCUUACAGGGCUCCCAAGUCCAAUAGAGAUAGAAAGAUCAAGGAAACAUAAAAGUGGCUUCAGAACCUAACACUUAGAGCUCCUUGAGCUUUUAAGCAGCAAAGAAUUUCCGUAGGCAAAAACCAGCACAAGAGGUGACUCAAAGUCCUGCACCAAUGAAUCCAGCUGCCGCUGCUAACCAGAAAGAAGAGUUCAAAUUGAAGGACACAAAGCCCCAGUUAGGAGAACGAUGGCCUCAUGGAGGAAUGCGCGGCGGUGGUGGUUGGAUUAGCAGUGAAAGAGCAACAAGUACUUAUGAUCUUGUUGAACAGAUGUUUUAUCUCUAUGUCAGGGUUGUUAAAGCCAAAGAUCUGCCCACUAAUCCUGUUACCGGAAACAUUGAUCCUUAUGUCGAAGUGAAGCUGGGGAAUUAUAAAGGAAAAACACAACAUUUGAGAAGAAAACAACCGGAAUGGAACCAAGUCUUUGCAUUCUCAAAGGAGAAGUUACAGUCUUCAAUUCUAGAGGUAUUUGUCAGGGAUAGGGAGAUGGUCGGCAGAGAUGAUUAUGUAGGAAGGGUGAUCUUCGAAAUGAACGAAGUGCCCACACGGGUUCCACCUGAUAGCCCUUUAGCACCACAAUGGUAUAGAUUAGAAGACCGUCGAGGGGAUAGCAAGGUGAAAGGAGAGGUUAUGCUUGCGGUCUGGAUGGGAACACAAGCUGAUGAGGCUUUUCCAGAAGCCUGGCAUACCGAUGCUACUUCAGUUCAAGGAGAGGGUGUUUUCAAUAUCCGAUCAAAGGUUUAUGUCUCUCCAAAACUGUGGUACCUCAGAGUGAACGUGAUUGAAGCUCAAGAUGUAGAGCCACAUGACCGAAGCCAAUUACCACAGGCUUUUGUUAAGGCUCAAGUUGGAAACCAAAUACUCAAAACCAAGCUAUGUCCCCAGAAGACGAUAAAUCCCAUGUGGAAUGAAGAUUUAAUAUUCGUAGCAGCUGAACCUUUCGAGGAGCAACUGUAUCUAACAGUUGAAAAUAAAGUGACCUCUGCAAAGGAUGAAGUUAUGGGGAGGUUAAUCUCGCCCCUCCACAUCUUUGAAAGGCGCUUGGAUCAUCGGCCAGUUCAUUCAAAAUGGUUCAACCUUGAAAAAUUUGGAUUUGGUGCUCUGGAGGGAGACAAGAGGCACGAACUCAAAUUUUCAAGCAGGGUUCACCUUAGAGUAUGUCUUGAAGGAGCUUACCAUGUGCUGGAUGAAUCGACCAUGUAUAUAAGUGACCAAAGGCCAACUUCCAGGCAGCUUUGGAAGAACCCAAUUGGGAUCCUGGAAGUGGGCAUCUUAAGUGCUCAAGGUCUUCAACCGAUGAAGACCAAAGACGGUAAGGGAACCACGGAUUCUUACUGUGUGGCUAAAUAUGGGCAGAAGUGGGUUCGCACGAGAACUAUAAUGGAAAGCUUCAAUCCGAAAUGGAAUGAGCAAUACACUUGGGAGGUCUAUGACCCUUGCACAGUAAUCACAUUGGGAGUUUUUGACAACUGCCACUUGGGUGGAAGUGAAAAACCAGCUUCAGGUAGUGGAGGUAAAAAUGAUUCCAGAAUAGGAAAGGUAAGAAUUCGAUUAUCUACCCUGGAAACAGAUAAGAUUUAUACAAACUCUUACCCUCUUCUUGUUCUACAAACAUCUGGAUUGAAGAAGAUGGGGGAGCUUCAGUUAGCAGUUAGGUUCACGUGCCUCUCUCUGGCAAAUAUGAUAUACCUCUAUUGGCAUCCCUUGCUGCCAAAAAUGCAUUAUUUGCAUCCCUUCACUGUAAACCAGUUGGAUAGCCUGAGAUAUCAGGCCAUGAACAUUGUUGCAGUGAGGCUUGGCCGAGCUGAGCCACCACUGAGAAAAGAGGUUGUGGAGUAUAUGUUGGAUGUGGAUUCCCACAUGUGGAGCAUGAGAAGAAGCAAAGCUAACUUCUUCAGAAUUGUCUCUCUGUUUUCGGGCGUGAUAGCUAUGAGCAAGUGGCUUGGUGAGGUUUGCCACUGGAAGAAUCCUGUCACUACUAUCCUAGUACAUGUACUGUUUUUCAUAUUGAUCUGCUAUCCAGAAUUAAUCCUGCCAACCAUUUUCUUAUACAUGUUUCUUAUUGGGAUUUGGAAUUACCGAUUCCGACCAAGGCAUCCUCCUCACAUGGACACCAAGCUGUCAUGGGCAGAAGUAGUUCACCCAGAUGAACUGGAUGAAGAGUUCGACACUUUCCCAACAUCCAAGGCUCAAGAUGUAGUGAGGAUGAGAUAUGACAGGCUUAGAAGUGUGGCGGGAAGAAUUCAGACAGUGGUAGGAGACAUGGCAACUCAAGGGGAGAGAUUUCUGGCUCUACUCAGCUGGAGAGACCCCAGAGCAACUAGCCUCUUCGUAAUAUUCUGCCUAAUUGCUGCAGUGGCACUGUAUGUGACACCAUUCAAGAUAAUGGCUUUGGUUGCAGGAUUAUUCUGGCUACGCCAUCCCAGGUUCCGGAGCAAGCUACCUUCAGUACCAAGCAAUUUCUUCAGGAGAUUGCCCUCUAGAGCUGAUAGCAUGCUCUGAAGAAAUAGAAGUUAGCUUUACCACAAUUCCGAUUUUUAUUCCCUUUUAUCUUUCUUUCCUUGUCCUUCCAAUAAAAUAGGGGGCUUUGUUGUA
This is a messenger RNA of Theobroma umbraticum, 3076 nucleotides long. Lineage: Eukaryota; Viridiplantae; Streptophyta; Magnoliopsida; Malvales; Malvaceae. The record is from RefSeq and is a predicted model, not a curated record.